Messenger RNA from Acanthochromis polyacanthus (spiny chromis), 11941 nucleotides. Its product is annotated as thyroid hormone receptor alpha. Bases 1912 to 3162 code for a protein of 416 amino acids. The transcript is spliced from 11 exons. NCBI's taxonomy places the organism in Eukaryota, Metazoa, Chordata, Actinopteri, Pomacentridae. The record is from RefSeq and is a predicted model, not a curated record. Gene Ontology annotation, molecular function: zinc ion binding; nuclear receptor activity; RNA polymerase II cis-regulatory region sequence-specific DNA binding. Gene Ontology annotation, biological process: retinoic acid receptor signaling pathway; cell differentiation; thyroid hormone receptor signaling pathway.
CCUGGUGAUGAAUCAUCCCGGCGGCUCCGCUCCGCUCGAGACCGCUCCCCGCUCCUCCUGACCCGCAUUCACCCGUACUGUACAGGCAUGGGGGAGGACCGAGCUUAGAAAGCGAGUAAACGCUGUAGAGUUCCCCCUCCGCAGACCGUGGCCAUGACUUUGACAGUCCCGGGCGGCUCUCCCGUCUCCACGCACCUGAUAGCGGACUGAAAGGGGGAAGCUAACACCGGGGAGAGGCAUUAGCAGACGGAAACCGAAACGGUAAAGCGGCUUUUUUUGCCUCCUAUUUUCAGCUUUUCACGUGUCAACCCUGCUCGUUCCCCCCACGUCCACGGGUGGGUUUUAUGUUAACGCGGCUGGAGGUGUUUUAACGGAAAGAGUGGCGGUGAGGGGGACAAUUUAGUGCACUUGUAAGGAAAUACGGUGGGGAGCUGCCUGAAGGGGACGGCGGUGCAAGAUUUUGCAGACGGGUGUCAAAUUUGUUCAUCUGCUUCAAGGAAGACGCUCUGCCACCUGAUGUUUUUGCCAAUAAAGAAGACCGGCCUCCAUCUUCAAAGCACCAGGCGGAGCCCCUGAAGAAACCUCCCUGUUGUCAUUCAGAGCCAGAGCCAAGAAUCAACUCCUUUCCGGAUGGACACUGGCGAACCACCAGCAUUGUUUUUCAGAGAACAGAAGAGAGAAAAAUAUAUUUAAGAUUGAUACAGCACAGUUUUACCUCCCGCCAUCUUGCUCCGAUCCAGUCAUAGAGAAACACUUCUGCUUUCUACCUCCUAGAGAAAUAGAAAAGGAAGAAAAUAGCGACUUAUUAUCCGUUAUCACCUCCUUCUUUUUCUUCUCUACGUACGUGCAGCAUUUUUCCAUUUUACCUCAGGGAUUUUCUCCCACUGCCUACCUCCUCCACCGAAACAGCCAACUGACUGCAAAAAAAAAAAGAAGAAACGCACCCGUGACAUCUCACUGUUGUUACCGUGACAACCUGUAUUGCCUCUCAAGCUCUCCUUUCUGCAGCCGUGACGACCAGCAAUGACCUUGGACCUCAUACCACCUGCCAGCUCUGCCCUGCUCCCUGCCUAAAUUGUACUGACCCCGGACCUGGAGGCUAGUUGUUACCGGAAGCAACGAGGGCAGCAGCUCCACUCGAACAAUCGCCUAACCCUUCUGUGCAGCAUACCUGGCAGGCAACUAUAUACCUCAGCAAACACAGCUUCUACAUAGACGCUCUGUCAAGUAAAUAGAAGGGAACUGCAACAGCAUUCACUUUUCUGGUGCUUUAAUCUGCCCAGCAGGUACCACGUGCUCAGUAGUCUGGUGCUUCAAUCUACCCAGCAGACGACUCACUCUGGCAUCUUCCACUCGCCUCAGAGGCAAGAAUAUAGCCAGGGAAGCCUCCAGAGAAGCAAGGCGAGAGACUCAGGAGUACCGCCUGUCAGGAAACUUUGCUUCAUUCUCUCAGCAGGAAAGUCACAUCACACACGAGCCUCGCCGUCCAAGCGGUAGCAUAAAUCAGCAGAUUGCCCACGGGGGCCUGCAGAAGUUCCCCCUUUACCGUGAGUUUACUCUUCACCUCGUGGAGCCUCCAGAGUAGGGAAGCUAUCCGAGGAGCCGGAGAAGUUCUUGGGAGCCUCGCCGGCUUUUUCCUACUCUGCUGGCAGGACACAAAGGAUAAAGAAGUAAACACUGAGAAGAUCCAUAUUGUGCAGCGGCGAAGAGCAAAGGAGGGACAGAUUCAGAACAAGUCAAGAAGAAUGCAAUGCUUUCCAUCCUUCCCAUCGUGCUCCUUCCAGCCAAUCGCUGCCCUCUCUCUCAGACGGUGGACUACUGAACGGGCUGCCGGCGAAUGCUGAGCAGGCUGGAGCGUUGGGGGUCCGCCUCAUUGUCCUGUGAUUGGCUGCUGGACGGGACUGAGGCCCAAUGGAACCAAUGUCCAACAAGCAGGAUAGCAAUUCGUCGGAGGGAGACGAGAAAGGGUGGCCAGAUGUGCCGAAGAGAAAGAGGAAGAACAGCCAGUGUUCGGUGAAGAGCAUGUCCGCUCUUAGCGUCUCUGUUCCAGGGUACAUCCCCAGCUACCUGGAGAAGGACGAGCCGUGCGUGGUGUGUGGAGACAAAGCGACCGGCUACCACUACCGCUGCAUCACCUGCGAGGGCUGCAAGGGUUUCUUCCGCAGGACCAUCCAGAAGAACCUCCAUCCAUCCUACUCCUGUAAAUAUGAAGGCUGUUGCAUCAUCGACAAGAUCACCCGCAACCAGUGCCAGCUGUGCCGCUUCAAAAAGUGCAUCUCUGUGGGCAUGGCCAUGGACUUGGUGUUGGACGAGAGCAAGCGCGUGGCCAAACGGCGUCUGAUCGAGGAGAACCGAGAGAAGAGGAAGAGGGAGGAGAUGGUGAAAACGCUGCAGGUUCGGCCGGAGCCGGACACGGCAGAGUGGGAGCUGAUCAGGAUGGCGACGGAGGCCCACCGGCACACCAACGCCCAGGGCUCCAGCUGGAAACAGAAGCGCAAGUUCAUGCCGGAUGAUAUCGGCCAGGGUCCGAUGGUGCCCACGUCAGACGGGGAUAAGGUGGACCUGGAAGCCUUCAGCGAGUUCACCAAGAUCAUGACCCCCGCCAUCACUCGCGUCGUCGACUUUGCCAAGAAGUUGCCGAUGUUUUCAGAGCUGCCUUGUGAAGACCAGAUCAUCUUGCUGAAGGGUUGCUGCAUGGAGAUCAUGUCGCUGCGUGCAGCCGUACGCUACGACCCCGACAGCGAGACGCUAACGCUAAACGGCGAGAUGGCGGUAAAACGUGAGCAACUGAAAAACGGCGGUUUGGGCGUGGUGUCGGACGCCAUCUUUGAUCUGGGCAAGAGCCUGGCGCAAUUUAACUUGGAUGACUCGGAGGUGGCACUGAUGCAGGCUGUGCUGCUCAUGAGCUCAGACCGUUCAGGGCUGACCAGUGUGGAGAAGAUCGAACAGUGCCAAGAGUCCUACCUGCUGGCAUUCGAGCACUACAUCAACUACCGCAAGCACAACAUUCCCCACUUCUGGCCCAAGCUGCUGAUGAAGGUGACGGACCUGCGCAUGAUCGGGGCGUGCCAUGCCAGCCGCUUCCUCCACAUGAAGGUGGAGUGUCCCAACGAACUGUUUCCCCCGCUCUUCCUGGAGAUCUUCGAGGACCAGGAAGUCUGACUUUAACGUCGCCUCCUGAAAGGAAACACGAAUGGUAGAAGAGGAAGCGUAGAUGAAGGACAAGAGGAGAAGAAAAACUGGAUUUUUUAUUUUUCUUCAAUGAGAUUGUGCCCUGUGAACUCAAUUUUUUUUUUUUUUUUUUUUGGCCCUUUUUUUUUCUUUUUUCUUUUGGUCAAACACUCACGAGACCCACCGCCCACCACCAGCAAACACACAUCAACAUCAUCCGGCAGAAACACGCUGGCAAUCUGGCUACGCUUUUUGUCAUUCAGAGAGGUGCACACACACACACACGCAGAGUACAAGAAUUGUAAAGGUUUAUAUAUAUCUUCAGAGAUUUAAAACGCACUGCCAUAAAAGUAAAGUCUAUCUAUAUGCAAACAUGAAUCACAUCUAUUCUCUUUUAGCAGCUGUACGGACAAACAGCUAUAAUGUUCCUAAUGCAAACUGAGGGGCUUGGUUUAGUCUCUACUAGCUGCACACCCACCAACACCUCAGACAAGUGUCAUUUUAUCUGAUCUCUGGGACCUGACCAUUAGCUCCUCAGACAACCCCACCCCUCCAAACUCCCGCCUCCCUUGCAUCUCCUUGGCUGGAAUGCGUCGUUCGUCUGCGCUUGCGGCCCAAACCCUCAUGGCUCUGUGAGUGUUCGUCAACCUACCUCCCUCGCGUACUGACCUCUCUCUGGUUCUGUCUCGCAGACGCACGCAAACACACGCGAUGUACAUGUACAAAACCCACCCCUACACUAUUACCUCAUGCCUAGUAAAGUGUGUUUCCUCAUUUAUUGACUGGGUGGCGGUAGUUUCACUAGAAAACAUGGAGCCACAGAGUUCUCAGUUAGCCACGUACCUCUUUGCUAGUACACAAUAGAGUGGAAACAUUUCUUAUGAAGCCUGUAUCUAUAAUGUAUUAUUUAGACACACAUACGUCUUCUAACUGCAGUCAUAGGUAUUAUUAUUGUGGAUUAAAGGUUACAAGAGGUCAUGAACAUUGUGGUGCUUUCUGUGAUCACUAAAGAGGGAGUGUAGUUACAUCAGAAUCAGAAUCACUUUAUUCAUCCCCAAAGGGAAAUUCAGUGCUCGUCGGAUAAAAGAAAGCAAGUAUUGACAUCCAGCUUACGUCCAAUAUUCUGAGAAAUUGUCUUUCUUGCUGAAAGUUGGAUGAGAAGUUUGGUUUUCCUCAUGCCUGUAUGGGUGAACAUGAGGCUACAGCCAGCGGCUAGUUAGCUUAGCUUUGCACAAAGACUGAAAACAAACCGUUAGCUUGGAUCUGUCUAAAGUGUAAUUCCAACAAUUUAUGCUUUAAUAGAAGUUAAAUGCCGGACUAUUUGUCAGUCUGAUACAGGAGCAUUUGAUUAUCUUUGGACAGAGUCAGGAAACUCCUUUCUUCGUUUUGAAUUUUGAGCGAAGUUAAGCUAAUGUCUUGUGGCAGAUGGAUAAAAAAAAUCAUAUCAAUCUUCUCACUAAACUCUUGCCAACAAAGCAAUUAGGCAUGAGUCCCAAAAUGCUGAACAUGGGUCCAGAGUAAUAUAUUUUAACAGCUAUUUGAUUAAUUUCCAUUAAACCCUCCCAGUGGAUGAACUCUAAUAUCUUUUCAUCAGGUCAGAAUUUAACUUCCUUCAACACUUGGAGCUACCUUAAAAACCUUUUCCUAUUAACCUCAGCCGUGCUUCGUGCUUAGAACUAAUUGUGCCGCUUAAUGUUUGUCCCCCUCAGCUCAUUUUUCACCACUGUGCAGAUACAGCGUUGAUAGCAGCGGCUGUUUGUAGCAACAACGCUCCAAACCUAAAAGUAUAGUCGCUGAAAAUGUUAGUAGUCUAAGAAUAUUUCCUUCAGGAGGUGGUGGAGACCAACACUGCCAUCAAACAGAAUUCUAAUUGGACUCCAAACCACUACUUUAAAUUGGCGCUGUUGAGCCAUUGCUGGAUGUAGUUCCAUCAGUGUUCUGUUUCUGCUGCCCCCUAGUGGCCAAAAAUCAAUUAAAUGAAGUUCCUGCUGUGGCUUUUUGCUGUCAGGAUCAUCCAAAGUCGAGUUCGAAUAGUCAAUAUUACAUCCUCUGUGUUUUCCCAAACAUUUUUCACUUUGACCUCAAUGAAAAAGUCACAAAAUCAAGAAAAGACGUUAAGGAGAAAUCAGGAGAACGUAAGAAAAGACGACCACGGUGCUAAAAUCAUCUGACUGCCCUUACAUUAGGGUGUGUCGUCGUGUUGCGGUGGAUAGUGUGUCGCUUUGAAUGCUGUGGCUGCAAGGAAUUGUGUUGAAUUUCUCAGAGGAAGGUCCAGCGUCCAUGCUAAAGGAGGAAGCACUGAAGAAGCUUUCCUUUGCAUUUAGAGAAUCAGAGCAGCUCUCAUCAUGGCUGCUUCUUACACACUUCCAAGUCUGUUCACUCAGUUGAGGCUGUUGGAGCUCAGACGGCGUAUGUUCUCCACCCUCUCUGUGCUGAACAGAAACCACGUCGUUACCUCAUUCCUAAUUUAAUGUUUACAGAAAGCACCGGUUAGAACAUCUUAUACUUUUGCAUCAGAAAAUGAAAAAGUCUAUCAUAUUGUUAUUUUACUAACUAUAGCUUACAACAGACUUAUAUUUAUAUAUAGCUGGAAUACCUCACACAUACCUCCUGUUUUCAAUACCUCACACUCGCCCGUUCAGCUGUUUUCUGACGUAUUACCUCAUUUGUUGUGUUGCUUUUCUCGUCGUCGUCCUGAAUAACCGCCGGGCUGCACACACACUCUCUGUCUGUCAACGUGUGCACGUCUUUUCUCAGUUAAUCGCUCCGUAGCUCCACCUCCUCAGCUCUCCCUCGUCUCGUGGUAGGUUCAGCACUAGCACUUGGUGGUGGGAGAGGACGGUGGUACUUAGACCCCCUCCUCCGGCGCCUGCAUCCAUUUCAAGUCCCGCCUGAAACCGACAGAUUCUACCUCACCUCUCAUCUCAGAGCAGCUGCCCCUCUGUCUGCAACACACACACAUGUACAGAUACGUAAAUAUACAUAUAUAUGUACACGGUGCACAAACUAAUUGCCAGCAUGGACCCUGUGGGUGCUGCUCCUCCAGCGGUGAGCAGCGAGUCUUUUAAACGGGCCAUGGAUCAACUACCGACGGCUGACAAGGCAGUUUUUGUAAUUUUCUCCCUUAUUUUUUUUCGUUUUUAUCAAACACCACCGGGGACCAAGAGUCACUUUGAGUUCUGUUUUUAUUUGGGAGCCUGAAAAUGACAUUACUGUGUGCCGAUUGAACUUACAGGUAACUGUCAGGGGAGAACGACAGCUGGAAGCUGGGACUCCAGUUGAAGCCAUUUUGGCCCUUUCGGGUCAGGCCAACUCUUGUGGGUGGUGACUGGGAGGUGAAUAAACAACAAGUGAAUCAGCAGCACUCGCCUGUGGAUACGGUUUCAUCCCGGUCGAGGUGAGGGGAACGGCAAGCGUGCAGCGGUGGCGAUGAGUCCAGGCCGAGCCACGGGAAAAACCUCGCGCAGGUUUACGGCCCCGAUAGUACAUCUUCAGAUCCUUCCCUCGCAGCGGUCGCAGCAGAGACGGACGAGCUCUCUGGAGACGUCCUCGGCGACUGUCCUAUCCCAGAAACUUACAACGUGAAUUAAUCACUGCUGAAAAGAUCUCCACCAACCAUAUCCCAAAAUGCCAUCCACUACAAAUAAUUAUCAGGUUUUUUAUGUUGCACUAAAAACACAAUGUCUGUAUCCCUUAGCAGCCCUGAAUUCCUUCCUCUAUCCCUCCCCCAGCAUCUGUCCUGUUUCUGCCUGUCUGUAGCAGUCUUAACGGUAUUCUCUCGGACACACAAGCACACACACGGUCCGUUAGCUCUUGAUUACAUGUUGGAACACGCCAGGACUGUGACACGGCCUUUAGGCGUCGCCACGCUCAGUGUUACUAAUGUAUGUUGCAGGGUAUUUCAGUCGAACGUGCUGAUUACACAGGGAUAAGGACACACACACACACACACACACACACACACACAGCAAUAGGUUGAUCGAGCUGUACAGGUCCACGCCGGCCGUCUCCUGGCUCGCUGUGUUUGUACUCUGCUCACUAUCACUGUGAAUGAAAGAGCCAUGCUGCCACCAGGUCAUGGCUCAGACAGGGAACUGAUGGCUUAGUAAUUCAUACAUGUCAAUGUGCCUCACAGAGGUCGUAAUACAGAUACUCACUAUACAGUAUAUAGAAUCAUAUAUUUAUAGAUAUGGAGUAUAUAUACAGAUAUAUAUAUAUAUGUAUUAAUGUUACAUGUGGCAUUAGAGCUAUCAGGGGCUGAAUUUGCGCUGCCAGCUCCAAUCAGAUCAUGAAUCUGUCUGACCAAUCAUGUAGCAGAGGGUGUCAGAAGUCACUGUACUCAGCUGUAAUAUAAUAUCUAUAAUAUUUAUGUUUAUUUUCAGAUGAUAUGAUGCAUUAUGAUGCUUGUUUGCCUUGUGGUGAUCACCAACUACCCUCCAUAGUCCUCCCACCUUGAUGACUUCGCUCCUGCAUCUCUUUUUUCCCGUUCAGAGACCGUAGAGACGAGCUCGGCGUCAUGAUUCGAGAUCUGGGUUGGAGCUGGCAGCUCAGCCUCUCUGUCUCUCUCUUUCUCAGCCAAAUGAUCACCGGAGAAAUCCUCUCCCUGUCCUCUUAAAAGAAACACACCAGCACCACAGAGCACACUGCCUUCAGCCAUGAUCAGUUGCACCAGCAUAGCAGAGAGAGACAGCAACCAUCCUCCUCCUCCUCACCAAAAAGCCAUUAUACCUGGACGUCAACGCCAUCACACUGCUAUGUUCAGACAGCAGGCAGCUCCACUUAGGUCUGUUAACGGUGACGUUUGUGACGGACUAGGUUGGACAGUGCGCUCAUUUCCUGACUGUGUGACCUCGUCGUCACAGCAACACGUUGUCCGCCAGACAACUCAAGAUGCUGCGACAAACUAGUGCUUGUUCUAUCUUCUCUGGCUUCAUAACCUCCUUGCCCUGCGAACAUGAGAGAGGAAUUCAAGAAAGGUUCUCCUUUAUUUCCUAAAACGAUAAUCGAUUUUGCUCUGCAUGAUUAAACAUGUCAUGGCAGUUUUACAGGAUGAGCAGCAUUGAAAUGCCUCCAGCUGUCAGAGCCACAGAGUCAAAAAACUAUUUUUCUUGUGGCAAUAAAGCAUUGUUUGAAAUAAGCAGCAUUACUGAGGCCGUUAGGGUUUGCCUCAGGAGUUGCACCCUGUUUCACUUCCAAUAAACCGCAAAGUCUCCGUGUUUUCCGCACCGUGACCACAGAAUUGUGUUUCCUCUCUCGGUCUCUUAGAUUAAAGUUAGGCUUAUGUUACGUUUACAGUAAACUAAAAUGUGAACUUCACGUGAAGCUCUGCCUCUGCAGCACGGCACGAAACUCUAAGAACCACACUGAAACAGUACAACUACUGCUUUUAUUACUUACCCAGGGAAAACAUCUGUAAGCCAACAUCCUCACAUCUACGCCCCCCCAAACCUCACGUUCCCAUUCCAGUCUCCUGUUUUUUCAGUCUUCCCUCUAAUUUACACCCCGAACUCCUUUUUCUGUUUAUUUCUCUCUCUCUCCUCUCAGUGUGCACCUCCUUCCUUUCACCUGCCCCAACUCAUGCUAGCACUCUUUGGUGGAGAAAGACAACAAUCCCUGCAGGAAAAUGUCCACAUGUGGAAUGUAAAAUACUGAAAUUGUACGAUUAAAGACACGGUGUGAAGUCCCACACUCAUGUUGUUUUUGAUGUUGUUGAUGUUGCUUUCGUUGUGCACCAAGUGUUCGUUGUUCUGCUUAUUCUAGGGUGGAUGAGAGUUUAAAACCCAGAUCGUGUGACAGACAGCUACUGAUUUAAAAAAAAAAAAACAAAACACUAUAGUAUGUUUGUAAAAGACUUGUGGUGUGAGGACUGAAAAUCCUGAGUGAUGUAAAGCCAGGGAUGAAGUGACUUUGUUUUGGGUAGAGAAAACAGCUGUUUUAUGAUUAUUCUUUCAUGUCGUUAUUAAUUUGCAUCUGAUUUUCUUGGUAAGUGGAUUUCUGUCUAUCUGUGAUGAUGCUUCAGUGUGAGAAUGGCUGUAAAUGCACUUUCAGACCAUGGUUGGUGCAGUGGUAGAUCGUGCUCUGACAUCAUGCAGGGCUCAGGCUUCAGUCCACCUUCAGUUCAGCUGGAAAAAAAAAACAGCUACAAGGGUCAUCCUGAUUAGUACACUUUGAAAGUGAUGCUCAGGAAUGACCCGCUGGUCACAUUACACAUUCUGAUGAGCUGUGUCCACAAGCACUUUAAUAAGCGCCUUAACAGAAGUGAAUUGUAUUAUUCAAAAUAUACGACUUCAUCUUCAGAACACGAAGCUGGAUUUUAUGCUUCCUGCCUUUCUGUGAGCUGGUUCCUGUGAUAAGCUGAGACACUAAAAUAUUCCCCACUUUAUGAUUUCUUUUAGGCCUUAAAACCGUCUCAAUUAGCGAUGAUUUUCAUAACUUUCUCCAAGAUACGAGUUUCUUUGAAUCUAGCUCUGAGCAGCCUGACUGAUGUCUUCACUUGUUAAAUUAGCUGUUACUAAAAUAGGAGCUAAUUAUCAACAUAAUCUGCUCCCACAUUUGGGGAAAUUUGUAUUUUUACAAGAAAAAGCACUUACGACUAACAAGCACUAGAUGUUCUCGGUCUAGCAGAUGAUUUGUUAUUCAUAGACUUUUAAAUGUAAAGCUAACUAGCUAGCGUUUGGGCUAAUCUGACACGUAUCCAUUUCCACUUCCAAGCAGUUGGCUGCUCAUACAAAUAAUCCAAAAGCACUCUUAUUCGUAGAGUAAGUAUUAAAGGAACAGAGAGCCACAGAGCUUCUUCAGUUCUCAUGUUUUUACAGCUCAGUCCUCCCUCUCUUAUUGUGAAAGGACAAAAAAAAAUUUUUAAAUCCUUCGAAGAAAAUUUUCACUUUGCACUUGUAGAGUUAGAACUUUUUGGGGAGGUCUGUACAAACAUUAUUCUCAUAAAGAUGAGUAUUAAAUAUGCUUAAUUUCUUGUUUAGCUCACAGAACAAAACAUUUUACUACAGUUUCACUAAAUACAGUGAAAAAAAGCAAAAUCUUUCACAGAAUUCUUAAUCACUUAUGUGUGCACUAACCUUCAAAAUCAAUCAGUACAAUCUGUGCUUUCCUCUAAAACAAUAAAUCUCAUAAUAAUAAUGAUAAUAAUGGCAAUAUUAUUGGUACAACUUGAUGUACAGUUCACUAAAUGAUCGUCCAAAUGGUGUCCCAGAACUUUUAUUGCUGUCCCUGCGUCCUCACUAAUAAUUCUCACUCAGUCCCCUAACACACACACACACACACACACACACACACAGAGCUGUCUCUACAGUCAAAUCCAUGACUUUAGCUGAACUGAACGAGGCUGAACCUGGGCCCUGCUCUCCACAGUUGCUAGGGCUGUAUCACUUGCUAAGCUGGGCGUUUGCUCUUACUCCUGAUCUGGGUCAAACAAAAAAAAAGAAGAAAAAAAAAAGAAACACCGCUCACGUCUUGAUCUAAAUCUGAAUCUGACCUCAGACCAGGGUUCAUCUUGCCGUGUGUUCUGUAGAUCUGCCGUAUGUAACUGUCAAUGUUGUGGCAAGAAUCGUGUUUUUAGUGGUAAUAAGCCUCACCACACAAAAUAUAAAAAAGUUUAAAAAAUCCCAACUGAAACCAAAAAAAAAAAAAAAAAGAUUUAUGCAACUCUUCAUACCUCAUCGUCCUGAGUGAUCAGUCUCAAGCAAACAGGAGCACACCACGCUGUCAGGAUGAUUACAACGAGGCACCAGAAUUUUGGAGUUAAAAAUUGGUGGCUUGACAAGUUUAGUUUGGAGCUCCUGACUGAAGCCUUUUCACAUCCCAGGAAUGUAAGCGAGACGGGAGGGGAAAAAAAUGACCACUCAGAAUAAAUGUGUUGUAGAUGUCGGUUGAAUUUGGUAAAACGCUUACGAGAUGUGUUCAGGUUAGAUGCAUCAUUGUGACAAUGUUGUGGCUCAAGACAUGUUCGAAAACUGCUGCACUUGUUAACGGCUCUACGGAUUUGAUAGCGUGAAAUAUGAAGCCAUGCUUUGAGUGUUUACUGUGUCAUCAGCUGGCAGAUGUUUGUUCCUUCUCUGUGUGUUCUUCCCUGACAAACCAAGAGAGGACGGAAGCUUCAUCGGGACGAGCGUGGACAGGGAGGACGCACUGAGUCGUCUGGCCAAACCAAGCAAUUACUGCAAGCUUAAAUUACAAUCUCCUCUGCUCAACAACUGCAAACAGAAUCCGAAUGGCACGUUAUCUUCCCCAAAUCUCCUCGAAAGCAAACAUAGAUACACACUGCAGUUUGGAUCUGGUGUAUUUCAAACACAGGCCAGUAAAUUGUGCCUUGAACAUGAACAGUCCCAGACGACUAUUCCCCUGAUGAGAAUGUCCUCUCUUGUUUUUGUUUGUUGCUUCCUGCAGCUCCCCUCCACACUGACUUUACGCGGUAGCCCUGAUUAGCGUAUCCGAGAGACGACACGUGAGGCCCUGCACGAGCAGAAGGCUAUUUCCUGUUUGCGAAGCAGCCAUAGAUUUUUUUUUUUUUUGGCAGAACACAGUGUUGAAUGUAAAGCUGAAUGAGAUGUGGGUCGAAGCGCCCCAGACGAGAGCUUGACGGUGUAUUUAAUAAUGCUGGUUGUGGGUUUGUACCGGGCACGGUUGUUGUUUGUCUUGUUUUCUGUGACAAAUCAUUCAUGGCACAAUCAGAGAAUGGCAUCUUAAUGGCUCAAAGCUGUUUGUGUUUGUGGCUAUGUGAAAUUCAUUUUCAACAGUAUAAAAUGAUUUGAUAUCA